UGUGCUGAGCAAAGGCCAGAGCCCCAGAAGAAAACAAGUGUGGACUCAGCGAAGCUGCCCUCACCUGGGUGCGAACCCCGCCGGCCCGGGGUUGAGGGGGGACCGGUGGGCUGUGUGAUAUGGCAAUGAGCCCCGUGCUGUCGGAGUUCCUGCGAGAGCUCCCAGGCUGGUUCCUGCUCUCGGGCAUCUUCCUGCCCGUGACUUUGCUGCUGUUCCUUCUCAUUGCCUACUUCAGGAUCAAGCUGAUGGAGGUUAAUGAAGAACUGUCACAGACUCCUGAUCACCAGCACAAUCGUAAGGCUAGCUCUUCCCGGUACCAGAGAAAGAAACAGACGUGACUGUUGGGGACUGAUCAACGGCUAAAGCACAGUCAAUUUCUACUGGUCGGAGAGCAACGGUCAAUGGCUUAGCAAAUAGUUAAUAAACUAGAACCACAGCAAGACAAAAAGAACACUAAGAUGCUUGUUCUGAAAAGUGGUUCAGGAGGACAGCUAUGAGACUCGACUUAAAUAGCAGUUCUUUGGCGAGUCCCAAGAAUGUAAGAUUUUGUUGGAUGUGCUCUAUGCACUAGGCACACUGUAACUUUUUAACUUUUAUAGGACUAUGUCUACUCUGAAGGGCACUAUUUUCAAACUAAAAUUCUUAAGCAUCAUUAUUACAUAAUCCCGUGGAAGCCCGCAUUAUUCUGACUUUGGAGGUGAAGAUACUCUGGUAGAGAUCAAAUAAAUAGCAAAAGAUGAGCGCCUGUGGAUUCCUGCUGUGAGAGUUCCCACUUCCUCCCUUGAAGUUCGGCAACACUGAAAUGACACCUUUUAAGGCAUCAUUUCUGGCCCUUGGUUUACUUCUCCCCUUUUCCCAAUUGCUUUCACAAAUCGCAUCAUCAUUGUGAGAACCCACAAAACAAGCAGAGUCUCUCGAUACUCGGUAUGCAUCACCAUGAAAGUAGUUUUCAGCAUGACAUGACUUGGAAAUACUGGCAAUUUGGUGGGAAAAGGAAAGAACAUCAAGUUCAUGGGACUCAUAUGGAGAAUAACUCAAGACUUUGCCUCUAAACCAAAACACCGGGGAGCUAUUUCUAAAUAUGGAAAGAAGUCAACGUUUCACUAGCACAAUUCUUCUUUCAGUGGGAACCCCAAAUAGCCAAACUAGAUAACUGAAAAGAAACAUUUAAUUCAAAGUAGUAGUUCAAAUAGAUUGUGAUUACUACCGGGCUCUUCACAGUUUUCCUAGCUAACAUUAACAAAAGACACUUAACAUGUCCUAAGUGUAAGUCUGAUUGUAUUCUUAUGUUUGCAUAUGAAUCCAACAGGCUAUUAGACAGAUUAACUUUAUAACACAUAAUGAAUUUGUUCACCUGUAAGAAAUGCACCAAUUUCUGCAGUGACAUACAAACAUGCAAAAGAUUGUUUGGCCGACCCAAAGCAAGAAUGCGCCACUAGUGCCAGAUAUUUUCUGUUUCUCUCCCCCUCCCCCAGUCUCAAAUUCUUCAUAUGCAUCCAGUGAGUUAUUAGUCUCCAUUUGCACUUCUUGCAUAUCAUAAAACUCACUGUUCAACUGGAGACACUCAUUUCUGUAUUUUAUGGCAUUUGAUUACAAUGAAAAUGUCUCCUGGGGCUUCCAGACUGAGGUAAUUUAGAAUAAGUGUGCAUGCCAUAUGGAAGGAAUGACAAUAUUCUUUCAAUUCUGAGAGGGAUCUCUUUUUAGCCUCUGGUGGAAAUCAGCUUAUGUAAAAUGCUUUCUUGGACAGAAGGUGGGGAAAGGAUGCAUCGUACUCCCAGCUGCCGGCCAAAUCUGUGGCUCAGCCACCAGGGUUUGCUCUACCUUCUUCUGGAAACAGGCACAACAGAAGCCUGACUGAUGCGUUCCACCACCUCUGCCUUACCAGGGAAAAUGCAUCUCAGCUGCUAUGGUAACAGAGGAGCUCGAAACAUACAUGUUCUCAACAUAAACAAGUUGUGUAAAGCAAGACCUGAUUCCUUUGUUGCUGCUGAAUGAGAUGAGUACAAAGAAUGUCCAUUGAAAUCAUGAGUAGAGUCAUGAAUGCUCUUUAUGUGUAGAGAGGAACAGAAACGUUAGUUUUCCUACAGAGAGACCAAGUCCCAGAAUUUUUCUACCACCUGCUUGAAGGCACUGUACUGGACUUGACUAGUCCCUCACAGAGCGCAGCCCAUCAGCUGCCCGGUCACGUCUCUGCUCUCCACCUGCUCAAAGUCCAGGGUAAGAGUUCCUUCCGGUUUGGACUGCCUGCUUCCUUGUCAUUGCUGCUGCCACCUAGACCAGGCUGGUGGGCUCCUUACCUCAUCCUACACUCUGCUUCCUCCUGUGCUCCAAAGCCUUUCAUCAGGGGCCCAAAACGUUCCUAAGUGGUUUCACCUCAACACUUCCUAACCUUAUUUCUAAUGUUCUAGUAUCUGAACGAACUCCCAAUUCUGUUUCCCCAACAUGAGACCUUCAAUAAAAUACUUUAAUGGGUGUUGUAAGUUCUGUUA
Molecule: messenger RNA, 2489 nt
Organism: Balaenoptera musculus (blue whale)
Lineage: Eukaryota; Metazoa; Chordata; Mammalia; Artiodactyla; Balaenopteridae
Gene: SMLR1
Product: small leucine rich protein 1
Exons: 2
Coding region: 120-338 (72 amino acids)
Source: RefSeq, a predicted model, not a curated record